Molecule: messenger RNA, 1238 nt
Organism: Anopheles bellator
Lineage: Eukaryota; Metazoa; Arthropoda; Insecta; Diptera; Culicidae
Gene: Bka
Product: rRNA-processing protein FCF1 homolog
Exons: 2
Coding region: 61-675 (204 amino acids)
Cellular component (GO): small-subunit processome; nucleolus
Source: RefSeq, a predicted model, not a curated record
CUCCGGUUCUGCAUCGUAUCCUUAUUCAGGAGCAACAAUAUUUCUUCAGUCUACUUAACGAUGGCUAAAACGAAUCAGGUGAAAAAAAUGCAAAAGCAGCGUUUGUCGGCGCUAAAACGCAUGAUCAAACCCACCGACAGUCGGCUCAAACCGGAGCAUCGGGCCAAAGUGAACACGAAAAAGAAAUCUGCCAACGAUGAACUCAAGCCGAUGGAAAGACCACAGGUUAGCUCUGCAAUGUUCUUCCAGUACAACACGCAGCUAGGGCCACCGUACCACAUUCUGGUGGAUACGAAUUUCGUCAACUUUAGCAUAAAAAAUAAGCUCGAUAUCGUAAAAACCAUGAUGGACUGUCUGUACGCAAAGUGCAUACCGUACGUCACGGACUGUGUGCAGGCCGAGUUGGAGAAGCUCGGUCCAAAGUACAAACUAGCACUGCGUAUCAUUAAGGACCCUCGGUUCGAGCGAUUGCACUGCAUGCACCGCGGGACGUAUGCGGACGACUGUCUCGUGCAGCGUGUCACACAGCACAAAUGCUACAUUGUGGCCACGAACGAUAAGGAUCUGAAACGCCGCAUCCGCAAAAUACCUGGUGUUCCGAUCAUGAACGUUGCCAUCAACCGCUACGUCAUAGAGCGGAUGCCGGACGCCUUCGAGCCGCUUACAAAGAAAUGAUGAUGCUUUACGUUUACUGGUUAUUGAUUUAUUAAGAGAAAAUACAAACAUUACAAACAAAUGAUCAAUGUGUGUUCUGUGGUGUGUUAAGCAAGCCCGAAACAAAGCGCUUUAGCGGUGGAGCUACCUGUGUGACGAUGAAAGGCUUACAUUGAAAAUGCUUGUGUGCGGAGUAAGUUGCGUUAAUUAACGAGUCGCGUCGAGCGCUCUCCAAGGCACCAUGGCCACUUAUUGCAUGGUGUUCACGAUGUCGUCGAUCUUUAGAAUGGAACGCACCGUCUCAGACGCCAGCGUGAUCGAUGAAGUGGAUACGAGUAACGGCUGAACUACGUUCUCCGCCAGAAUGUCGGUGAUUGCUCCCUUGCGAACGUUGAUUCCUGCAUUUUUCUCGCCUUGUGCGUGACGAUUACGCAACUCCGUGACCGUGGCGAUCGGAUUGAGACCAGCGUUCUCGGCGAGUGUCGAUGGAAUGACUUCCAGUGCAUCGGCAAACCCGCGGAAGCAGUACGCGUCGACUCCCUGCAGCGUUUGGGCGUACGCUGCCAACUGAAGUGCCAUCUCGA